GUAUAUAUAGUAUAGUAGUUGUAGAUACUGCAGAUUUACCAAGCUUCUAAAUAGAAAAAAGUUCCAAAAACAUUGAAGUUAUUCAAUAAAUUUUUGAAACAAAAGUAUAUAAAGUCAUCAUUUAUAAAUUGAUUGUUAAUUAUAAAUAAAUAAAAUAUAUUAUCAAUAUAUUAUAAUUUAACAAAGCAACAUAACCGUGCAAAGAUUUUUGCAGUAACAUUGAUACAAAAAUUUAUUAAAAAAAUGUUAAUAACGAUUAAUAACCAUGGCAAAUAUGAAAAAAUGUUUUUCUAAUAUGUUCCUAAAUAUUGCCAUUGAUAAUAUUCAGAAACACGCAAUGUUGUAUGGAAUAUCAAGAACACUUUAUACUGAAGGAGCAUUACAUUUAGAUAAAUAUGUUCGCUCAAGAAGAGUAGUAUACGAAAUGUUUCAAAAAUCAAAUUCAACGUUAUUUAAGAUUAAAAUGGGUAAAUUAGUAGCUGAUGAAAAAAGUAUCGUCAAUUUAAAUGAUAUACAUGCUACUUGUUGUAUCAUCACUAAAAACCCAAAAGACAUAAAUUUACUUGAUAAAAUGGUUCAUAAAAUCUCUAAACAAAACAAUUCAACCGAUAGUAAUCAAUUAGCACACCUUGGAUCACAUAUUAUGAUGACUUUACAUCAUGUAAAAGGAACUAAUUUGGCUUUAAAAAUUUCUAUGAAUCCGCAAUAUGAUAAUAUUUUUCAUUUCCCUUUAACACAACUUAUUUUAUUGGAUCUACUAUUUGAAUCUAAAAAAUUCCGAGAAGUUCGACAAGCCUAUGAUAGAAUCAUUGAUUCGAUGGCUGUGAAUUAUUCUUUUACAAAUUCCGUGAGCACGCUUAUUGCAGUAUCAUGUUAUAAAGAGAAUACACAAGAAAGCUUGGAAUAUGGUUUAAAGUUUUAUGAAAAUUUAAUUCAAAAGAAUAUCUCUGUAACCAAAGUAAUUGCAGCAUUAGGAAUAUUAGCAUUAAAUCAAAAAUCUCCUGAAGUUACUCUGAGGUUAAUGGAAUUACAUAAAAUUGUAAACAUAAAUCAUAUAUGUAUAGAAAUUAUGGCUUUGGCUGAUUUAAAUAAAUUAGAUGGUGUUGAAAAACACCUUGAGUUCAUUAAAAAUACUUCGAAUCCAGAAUUACAAUGUUUAUCUGAAGAAAUCGUACCUAAAAUAAAAGAUGCUAUUGAACGCGUUGGUGCUGAUAAUACAUCAAAGAUUUCACAGCUUUUAUGUGACCUAAUCAAUAAUGGUUAUGUUCAAAAAUCGAUAUUUGAUCGUUACUUGUUAUCACCUAUAAAAAAGGAACAAGUAUCAGUUCGUUUUCCUAAAAAUUUUCAACAACUCAAUAGAAUAUAAAAAACAUUUCAAAAGAUUGAAUGAAAUUUUAUGAUUAUAUGGUGUAAAAAUUCUAACAUUUGAAUGCUGACAAGUAUUUCCAUUCACGUGGUAUACUUUGAUAUUUAUACAUACACAUAUGUAUCAAAGAGUCGGUUCGAAAUACAUAUACAUAUGUGUAUAUGUGUAGAAUCGGGUGUAGUGAUUGAAAUAAUUUUAUAAAAAGAUUAAUGGUUAAAGAUUAAUUAGUAGUGGCUAGCAGUCAUGUCGAAUAGAAUAAAAAUGUUUACCAGACUAGGUCUAAGUGUUUUAAACAAUAACAUUAAGAAACCAAUAAUUUCUAGUGG
Molecule: messenger RNA, 1692 nt
Organism: Chelonus insularis
Lineage: Eukaryota; Metazoa; Arthropoda; Insecta; Hymenoptera; Braconidae
Exons: 6
Coding region: 266-1366 (366 amino acids)
Biological process (GO): regulation of mRNA processing; mitochondrion organization; multicellular organism development
Cellular component (GO): mitochondrion
Molecular function (GO): RNA binding
Source: RefSeq, a predicted model, not a curated record